Molecule: messenger RNA, 996 nt
Organism: Lachancea lanzarotensis
Lineage: Eukaryota; Fungi; Ascomycota; Saccharomycetes; Saccharomycetales; Saccharomycetaceae
Product: LALA0S03e07932g1_1
Exons: 1
Coding region: 1-996 (331 amino acids)
Biological process (GO): glucose metabolic process
Molecular function (GO): oxidoreductase activity, acting on the aldehyde or oxo group of donors, NAD or NADP as acceptor; NAD binding; NADP binding
Source: RefSeq, a predicted model, not a curated record
AUGACUAAAAUUGCCAUCAACGGAUUUGGAAGAAUCGGAAGACUCGUUUUGAGAAUCGCCCUUCAGAGAUCGUCUCUCGAGGUUGUGGCCAUUAACGACCCUUUCAUCGGCCCGGAGUAUGCCGCGUACAUGCUGAAGUACGAUUCGACCCAUGGACGGUACCCUGGGAAAGUCUCCAGCGAGGGCAACAACUUGGUUGUUGGAGGCCACAAGAUUGCCGUUUAUCAAGAAAGAGACCCUUCGCAACUUCCUUGGGGCAAAUUGGGUAUCGAUAUCGUUAUCGACUCCACUGGCGUGUUCAAGGAGCUUGACACAGCUCAAAAGCACAUUGAUGCCGGUGCCAAGAAAGUGGUCAUCACGGCUCCUUCCAGUACGGCCCCAAUGUACGUGAUUGGCGUCAACGACAAGAAGUACAAGGGCGAAAAAAUCGUCUCCAACGCUUCAUGUACCACCAACGCUUUGGCUCCUUUGGCCAAGAUCAUCAACGAUGAAUUCGGUCUCGAGGAAGGUCUCAUGACAACCGUGCACUCCAUUACCGCAACCCAGAAAACCGUGGACGGUCCCUCUCACAAGGACUGGAGAGGCGGUAGAACCGCUUCCGGUAACAUCAUUCCUUCGUCUACAGGUGCUGCCAAGGCCGUUGGUAAGGUUUUACCGGAAUUGCAAGGAAAAUUGACUGGUAUGUCGAUCAGAGUUCCAACCGUGGACGUUUCCGUGGUUGAUUUGACUGUCAAAUUGGCUAAGCCUACCACUUACGAUCAAAUCAAAGCCGCUCUCAAGAAGGCAUCUGAAGGUGAGUACAAGGGCGUCGUUGGCUACACCGAAGACUCGGUUGUAUCCUCGGAUUUCUUGGGUGACACUCACUCAUCAAUCUUUGACGCUAGCGCCGGUAUUCAAUUGUCACCUAAAUUUGUGAAGUUGGUUACCUGGUACGACAACGAGUUCGGAUACUCCAACAGAGUCGUUGAUUUAACCGAACUUGUGGCCAAAGCCUAA